Molecule: messenger RNA, 3010 nt
Organism: Zootermopsis nevadensis
Lineage: Eukaryota; Metazoa; Arthropoda; Insecta; Blattodea; Termopsidae
Product: sodium/myo-inositol cotransporter 2
Biological process (GO): transmembrane transport
Cellular component (GO): plasma membrane
Molecular function (GO): D-glucose:sodium symporter activity
Source: RefSeq, a predicted model, not a curated record
CAGAGCGGCUGCCCGACCAACUAACGAAGCGGUCGAUAUACGAACGAACCAACCGGUCGUUACACUACAUUGCUACUUUCAGGCAGCUUCAAAUUGUUAUUCUGCCGGUAUCCUUCGUUGUGCGAAGACGUAGCGGCUUUUUGUACCGGCAUCACCAGCACAGUUGCUAAUUCGUGGUUGUAGUGAAAAUUACUCAAGUGUACCAGACGUUGCUUUUCAGUUUUACGGGCGUAACACUUCUGUAAAUCAGUGUUCGGCCUAGUGACACAGAUGGAGACUCCCAAAUAUCAUCAGGGCUCGCUGGAAACAUACGACUAUGUGGCAGUUGGGAUAUACUACGUUGUGGUCCUCACUGUCAGCGUUUAUUCGGCAUGUCGCGCAAACCGGAACACCCUCAGCGGCUACUUUCUGGCUGGGCGAUAUAUGCACUGGUUUCCGGUUGGUGCCUCCUUAUUCGCCAGCAACAUCGGCAGCGAGCACUUCAUAGGUCUGGCUGGUUCCGGCGCCGCGGCUGGAAUUGCUGUCGGCGCCUUUGAACUCAAUGCUCUAAUAUUACUUCAGGUGCUAGGGUGGAUCUUUCUUCCCGUGUUCAUCGCGAGUGGGGUGUGCACAUUGCCAGAGUACAUGAUGAAGAGGUUUGGUGGAACACGAAUUCGAGUGUUUCUAGCAUCCCUGUCCCUCAUUCUUUACAUCUUCACCAAGAUAUCGGUUAACAUCUACAGUGGAUCUCUCUUCAUACAGCAAGCUGUGGGCUGGAACAUAUGGUACAGCAUCUUGUUGCUGCUAUGCCUAACAUACAUUUGCUCUGCUAUUGGUGGUCUAGCUGCAGUUAUUUAUAUGGAAACUGUGCAGUUUUUCAUCAUUAUAGCUGGAUCUCUCAUUGUCAUGGUAACAGGCUUUAUGGCAGUAGGAGGUUGGAAUGAACUGACAGUACGUUACCUACAAGCUGUACCAAAUGAUACAUUUCCAAACACAACUUGUGGUAUUCCACGUCAAGACUCAUGGAUUAUGUUACGAAACCCCAUAAAUUCUGACAUGCCAUGGCCAGGUUUCCUCCUUGGACAGACACCAUCCUCUAUCUGGUACUGGUGUGCUGACCAGCUUAUGGUGCAGAGAACUCUAGCUGCCAAGUCUUUGUCGCAUGCUCAGGGAGGUACACUUCUAGCUGGUUACAUCAAGAUUCUUCCCGUCUUCAUCAUGGUCCUGCCGGGUAUGAUCAGCCGGGUCCUGUUCCCUGAUGAGAUUGCCUGUGUAAAACCAGAAAUCUGCGAGAAAGUAUGUGGUAACCCUGUGAGCUGUUCUAACAGUGCCUAUCCUCAUCUUGUACUGGGUAUAUUGCCAUCAGGUCUACGUGGAGUGAUGCUAGCAGUCAUGUUGGCAGCGUUGAUGUCUGACCUUAGUUCCGUUUUCAACAGUGCAAGUACGCUCUUCACAAUGGACAUGUGGAAGCGAGCAAGGAAACAGGCAACCACCAAGGAGCUUCUCAUUGUCAGCAAAAUCUUUACAGCAGUUUUGGUUGUUAUAUCCAUCAUCUGGAUUCCAAUCAUUCAGAAGACACAGGGUGGUCAGUUGUAUAUCUACAUUCAAUCAAUCGGUGCAUACCUGGCUCCUCCCAUUGCUGCUAUCUACUGUCUUGCUCUAACAUGGUCACGCGUGAAUGAACAGGGUGCCUUCUGGGGUCUGGUAAUUGGCCUUUUUAUUGGAUUUACUCGCAUGGCAUUGGACUUCUCUUUCCCAGAACCUCGCUGCUAUGAAGAAGAUACUCGACCACUCAUCAUUUCAAAGGUGCAUUACAUGUACUUUGCAAUGUUACUCUUCUGGACAACACUGCUGUUGGUCAUAGCUAUCAGUUUAUUCACAAAGCCAACUCCAGAAUAUAGGUUGAUACGAACAACAUACCGCACACGUUUUGAUCAGCGUAAGAGAAAGGAUGAUGAUCAACCAUUGAGGGCUGAAGAAUUGGAACUCAUGAUGGCUGCACGACGGAAGGCCGCUGAGAAUGAAAUUGAUGGGGAUGUAAAUAAGCUUCCUGAUAAGAGCUGUGAGAAACCAAAUCUCUUACUGCGACUCUUCCGACGGGUGUGUGGUGUUGAGACUAAGCCAGAGAUAGAACGCAGGAUUGCAAGAGACGCUCAAGAUCGCUUGGAUCAGGAAAGAGACCCUGAGAGGGAACAGAGACUCACAAGAGAAGCUGAAGACCAAUUAAGAUUGAAGAAGAUCAACUCCCUGGAACAGACACCACGAGAGAAAUGUAUUCUCAAUACGUGCCUGGCAGUAAUCAUAAUGGUGGCAGUUGGACUCUAUGCCUUCUUUUCAGUCAGCCCACUGUCAGCAGAGGAGACUGAAUACCUGAGGAUGGAAGCUUUCAACCACUCUCUGUAUCAUGGUAACUCCACCAGCUAGAAAACAUAAAUUCAUAAUACUUCUGUUGUGCAUCCAUAUGGAUGAUCACAACCAGAUUGGUAAAUAAUCCUUCAGUUUGUUCGUUUAUGCUGAACCAGAGAUGAGUUACCUAGUUAUAAGUAUACAGUUGUUUGAAGGUAACUACAAAAGGCAAACAGAAGGAGAAAAUUUGUUCAUUGUUAUGGUACAUGUUUAGAAAAUGUUUUAUAUUCCAUUUAGAUGUAGACUGUGUGAGUUGCUAUAUUGUUUGCUUCUUCUUUCCAUAAAAGUAAUAAAACUGCAAGAAUACUAUAGAAUUGAAUUGUUAAGAAAUGCAUUUUAAUUGUAGUACAGAACUGCUAUCAUAGCUUAGAACUGACUGGGAAAACAACAGGCAUCUGAAAAGUAUGUAUGUACUGUUUUUAAAAAAUAUGUCUCUUUUAAUAAAGACUUUUGUAUGCUUGCACAUAUGCCUAACUAUAAUUAUCUUUUUCACAGAUGUCAUGAUCCAAAUUGUUUUGUAUUUUAUAUUUGGACAUUUGUCAUGCAUAGCAAGUACACUGUUAAAAUUCUGUAAAUGAAAUAAAUAUGUAAUGUUCAACCUCCUCACAUUUCACUCCAGCAUAAA